Molecule: messenger RNA, 3323 nt
Organism: Brassica napus (rape)
Lineage: Eukaryota; Viridiplantae; Streptophyta; Magnoliopsida; Brassicales; Brassicaceae
Product: acetolactate synthase 3, chloroplastic-like
Exons: 1
Coding region: 1208-2983 (591 amino acids)
Biological process (GO): L-valine biosynthetic process
Cellular component (GO): acetolactate synthase complex
Molecular function (GO): magnesium ion binding; acetolactate synthase activity; thiamine pyrophosphate binding
Source: RefSeq, a predicted model, not a curated record
AAACCCUAAAUCCUAAUCACUAAACCCUAAACCCAAGUAUAGACUAUAAACCCAAAUAGAAUGGAACAAAAUACAUAGUAUAGUAUAAAUUGGUAAGCAAAAAAAAUACUUUUUUUUAAUCGUCAAAUAGAACAUACAUAAUACGGUCACUAAACCCAAACAUCAACCCCCACCUUCCAAAUACUAAACCCUAAAUCUUAAUCAUUAAACCUAAACCCAAGUAUAAACUCUAAACCCAAAUAGUAUAGAACAAAAUAAAUAGUAUAGCACAUAUAGUUGUAAACAAGAAAUUGAUAAAUAAUGAAUUUAUCAAACAAUCGAUGGUACAAUAAUACAACAACCGUAGCAUACUAUUUAGUUUGGUACUUGCGAAUUGUACAAAAAUAUAAGAAUCGUACUAUACUAUAAUUUUCUUUCACUACAUAUAGUAUAGUCGACGAAUUCAUCUUCUUCACAUCUUCCUCUUUUUACAGACAUGGUGAUACACACAUUCACUAGUCCAGAGUAAUUAUUCUUCAUCAUACCAUAUCAAUACAGCAUACUAUAACAAUUUAAAUAACAAUGAAAAAAAUCAAGAUGAACAACAUUGAAAAAAACUAAAAAAAAAAGAAAUUGUGAUGUCACCUCGUUGUUGUCUACGGUGCCAUCUUCUCCUCCAAACUCAAUUCCACAAGCUCAAAAUCCAUAUUAUUUCUUAAUCUAGUGGUUUGUGUUCGUAUGUAUAAAAAAACAGAGAUUGGAGGAGAAGAGGAAGAAGAAGAGAAAGAGAUGUGGAAGAAUGAUAACCACAAUUUAUUAAAUUAUUUAUUUAAUAUUUCUUUUGAUAAAUAACUCUCAGCCGGUCACACAGGUUGAAUUGAAGGGUAAUAUAGCAUUAUUACAUAAAAUACAUGUACUGUAGAUGAAAGUUAGGGGUUUUAGUUAUGUAAUGAAUUAUAAUUUGUUUGAAGGUUAUACAGCCAAAUUUCUCUAUAAUAUAAGAAGUGUUUUUUUUUUGAACACAAUAAGAAGUGUUUUUUUAUUUAUCAAUUAAUAGAAAAGGCAUACAAGAAUAUCUAUGAUGAUGUAUACGGAUAAUUUCCAGAGUAUCUAGCUAUGAUUAUCUAAAUAUAUUUGCAUGUCUUCAGGGCUACACCCUUAAUUUAUAAGGUCAUGCGCUGCGUCUCAGCUUUUUCGGCUAUCCUUUUUCCUCUUCUGAGCAGCUAUCAUGGCAACGAUCACAAAUAUAUCAACCUCCUUCUACAAAUAUCAUCAUGAUCAUUCCUCCUCAAAAACUCUUAUACCAGUUUCGAAACUAGCUCUUUCUUUUGCCAUUAAUCCUCGAAAACCCUCCUACAUCCAUUGCCGUAGCAAACACGGUUCUCUCUUCUGCUCUGCAGUUCUCAACUCACCUCCUGAAGACCUCUCCCGCAGGGGCUCUGAUAUCCUCGUUGAGUCCCUUGAACGUCAAGGCGUUGAAACCGUCUUCGCAUACCAUGGAUCCGUAUCCACGCAAGGCGUUGAAGCAGCCUACGCAUACCAUGGAGACCUCUCCCGUGGAUCCACGGAGCUCUACCGCGCGCUCAAGCGCUCCUCCGUGAUCCGUCACAUCCUUUCUCACAACGUAAAAAGUCCUCUUUUUGCAGCUGAGGGCUACGCUCGGUCCUCUGGAAAACCUGGAAUCUGUAUUAUAGCCGCCUCCGACCGCCGCGGAGGGGACUAUCUCGCUAGCUGUCUAUCUGACACUUGCGUCCCUCUUGUGGCCAUAACCAGCCAAUACAUUAAUAACGAUGCCUCAAUGCGUUUGAUGACAAAACAUAUAUUUCAAGUGAUGAAUGCAGAGGAUAUCCCCAAGAUCAUCGAGGAAGCCUUCUUUCUAGCUACUUCCGGUCGUCCCGGGCUUGUUUUGAUUAAUCUUCCAGAGGAUAUUCAGAAAUGUUAUGCUGUUCCCAGCUGGGAAUCUUACUGGGAGCAGAUUGUUAGCUUGAUAAAGGAAUGUAAGAAACCUAUGUUGUAUGUUGGAGGUGGCUGUCUGAACUCCAUCGAUGAACUGAAUAGAUUUGUCCAACUUACGGGAAUCCCCGUCACGAGUGCAAUAAUGGGACUUGGAUCUUACCCUUCCAACGAUGAUUUUUCGUUACAAACAUUUGGUAUGCAAAGGACAGUGUAUGCAAAUCACGCUUUAAAAGAAUGCGAUCUUUUGCUAGUUUUUGGGGUUGGUUCCGACGAGCCUUUACCUAGCAAGGCUAAAACAGUUCAUAUCGACGUCGACGCAUCAGGAGAUUCUGAGAGACCUCUUGUACCAGUGCGCGUAGAUGUUAAGUUGGCUUUUCAAGAGAUGAACAAGAUUCUUGAGGAACGAGCCGAUAAGCUCAAGCUUGAUUUUAAACUCUGGAGGAUUGAGUUGAAAGAGUAUAAGCAAAACACACCGUUGAGUUUCAAACCACCUAAAGAGGCCAUCCCUCCACAGUUUGUGAUUCAAGUCCUUAACGAGCUAACCGAUGGUAACGCCUUUAUAACUACUGGUACCGGGCAACAUCAUAUGUGGGCGGCGCAGUUUUACAAGUGUAAGAAGCCCAUGCACUGGCUAGCAUCAAGAGGCUUCGAAGCAAUGGGGUUUGGACUCUCCGCUGCCAUUGGAGCGUCUGUUGCAAACCCUGAUGAGGUUGUUGUGUACAUUGACGGAGACAGGAGCUUCCUAAAGAAUGCGCCGUACUUGCCUACUAUCGUGACAGAGAAUCUUAAUGUGAAGAUACUUAUACUAGACAACGAGUACAUUGGUGUCUCCUCCCUGGAGGGAGAUAUGUGUUACAAGAAAUCUUUUCUCGGUGAUAAGGCGACAACAAUACUACCCGAUAUGCUCAAGGUUGCAGAAAUUUGUAAGAUUCCAGGGAGGAGAGUGUCGAGGAGAGAAGAAGUACGAGGGGCUAUACAGACCAUGCUCGACACACCUGGUCCAUAUGUGUUGGAUGUGAUAGUUCCGGAUGAGAGGGAAAUUUUUUAGGAUGAAAUACUAAAGCGAUCGAUUAGGGUGGUGAUUAUCUAACUUUGUGACCUUAUAAAUAUAUAUAUAUAUGCAAAUGCAAACUUUAGUGCUAUUCUAGAUUUUUAGUAAAAAUUUAUGUGUUGAACUGCUACUUGGCCUUAAAUGGUUUACUAAAUUCGCACUUGUUCGGUUGCUUCUCUCAAUUUCCGGCUUAUCAUAACAUCUCGGUUUGUGGUAUAUGAUUUUAUAUGUUAGAGAUAUUAAAGAGAAUUGAUUUGAUUACGGAUGUUAUCAAACUGCAUUUAUCUUUUGAAUUCAAAAAAAAAGUUUUAAGUUUGAAAGUGUUUGAGCUAAAGUA